CUUAAACAUUAAAUCGAUUCUUUAUUAAGAAUAAAGAUAGUCAACUCUAUUUCCGGUCACCAUCUUUUGGUUUUACUUGUUGUCGUUGUCAGAUCGGCUGUAUUUGUAAAAAGCCGUAACCAUGGGUCGUAUGCACGCACCUGGUAAGGGUAUUUCCCAGUCGGCCUUGCCGUACCGUCGCAGUGUGCCAACCUGGCUGAAACUGACCGCUGAUGAUGUCAAGGAACAAAUAUACAAACUCGGUAAAAAGGGCCUCACUCCCUCCCAAAUUGGUGUCAUGCUCAGGGAUUCUCAUGGAGUGGCCCAAGUCAGAUUUGUCACAGGCAAAAAAAUCCUCAGAAUCAUGAAAGCCAUGGGUCUUGCUCCAGAUCUACCAGAAGAUCUAUACUACUUGAUCAAGAAGGCUGUAGCCAUGAGGAAACAUUUGGAACGCAACAGGAAAGAUAAGGACAGCAAAUUUAGGCUGAUUCUUGUUGAGUCGAGGAUCCACAGGCUAGCCCGCUACUAUAAAACAAAGAGUGUGCUCCCUCCCAAUUGGAAGUAUGAAUCGAGCACCGCCUCAGCCCUCGUGGCUUAAGUUUAAAUAAAACUAAUCUGAAACUA
Molecule: messenger RNA, 603 nt
Organism: Galleria mellonella (greater wax moth)
Lineage: Eukaryota; Metazoa; Arthropoda; Insecta; Lepidoptera; Pyralidae
Gene: RpS13
Product: 40S ribosomal protein S13
Exons: 3
Coding region: 122-577 (151 amino acids)
Biological process (GO): translation
Cellular component (GO): nucleolus; cytosolic small ribosomal subunit; ribosome
Molecular function (GO): structural constituent of ribosome; small ribosomal subunit rRNA binding
Source: RefSeq, a predicted model, not a curated record